Messenger RNA from Serinus canaria (Common canary), 9590 nucleotides. It is a transcript of the gene PDZD2, whose product is annotated as PDZ domain containing 2. The record is from RefSeq and is a predicted model, not a curated record. Bases 520 to 8556 code for a protein of 2678 amino acids. The transcript has 25 exons. Gene Ontology annotation, molecular function: cytokine activity. Lineage: Eukaryota; Metazoa; Chordata; Aves; Passeriformes; Fringillidae.
CCAAACAUUUGUGCUGCCUGUGGACACUGAACUGGUGCUCUUGUACAUCCAGAGCUCAGCAGGAAGCCAGGGGAUCUUCUGUCUUGAUCCGAAGCUCCGUGACCAGACGUGUCUCUGACUCAUCAUCUCCAGUGCACUGCUACUGCAAAUUAUUUGAAUUUCCUGUGAGUCUGUAACCAAGGACGAGACACCGCAGUGAUCGUGGUGGGAAGGACGCUUUGGUCCUGACGGAGCGGGGACACCGGCGGCAGGCAGACCCGGGACAGCCACAGACGUCUCAAAAUUGACCCACAAGCCUGUCCAGGGAUAGCGCCUGGACACCGAACAUCCUUCCUUGUUCUGUGUUCUUGGUCAGCUGGAACCCCCCAGAAAUCUCCGUGAGACUAAAUGGAGCUUGCUUUGGACCUGCAGCCCCACUCCGGCAUGUCCCCAGGGGCUGCGGGGGGCCGCGACGGACGACAAGAGAGCCGAGUGGGGCCGGGGCUGAGGCCGUGAGGGGAUGCCCAGGGAGGGACAGCGAUGCCCAUCACACAGGACAACGCGGGGGUCUUCCUACCCCUCCUGUGCCAGUGGCUGCAGAACAGCCGGCGGGAGGGGGCCGAGGGAGCCGAGCAGCAGCUCUGCCGCUCGGCCGUCCAGAAACUGAGCGAGUACAUCCAGCUCAACUUCUCCGUGGACGAGAGCAACCUGCAGCCAGGGAGCUGUGGGACUUUGGAUACGGAGAUCUGCACCAUGUACCUGGCCCAAGAGAUGCGGAAAAAUGAAGUCCUGGGCUUGAGCUUUGGGAAUAUCCCUGCUCUGGGGGACUAUGGGGAGAAGCGUCGGGGAGGAAAGAAGAGGAAGGCGCAUAAGGGCCCUGUGCUCGAUGUCGGGUGCAUCUGGGUGACAGACUUGAAGAAGAACAGCCCGGCCGGGAAGUGCGGGAGAGUGCGCCUGAAAGAUGAGAUCCUUUCUCUGAACGGGCAGCUGAUGGUCGGUGUGGAUGUCACCGGGGCAAGUUACCUGGCCGAGCAGUGCUGGAAUGGCGGCUUUGUCUACCUGAUCAUGUUGCGCCGCAUCAAGCGCAAAGCACCCCUGCCUCCCUCCAACGGCAACAACAGCAACAGCUGCGACCCCAAAGCCAAGCCCAGCCCUGAGCCCAGAGACAGAGCUGCUCAAAAUGGGAAAAGGACCAGGAAGUUCGGGGUCAUCACCAGGACGCCGGGCAGCAAGGACAGCAAGGAGAAGCUGGGCUCAGAGCACGGGAAUGGGCACUGCACGCCGAUGGAGGUGGAGGUUGCUCAGCCAGAGACCUCUGAAGCAGAGAGCAAUGGGGAAGAGCAGCACCAGGGCACUGGGGCACUGUACCGGGGCCGGCUGUCAGAUGAUGGCAUGCCAGACAUUGGUGACCAGGCUGCCCAGCGAGAAGGUUGCCGCGUAUGGAAGAUGCACAUCCUGAAGGGGAUGGACGGGCUGGGAAUCCAGAUAACGGGAGGCAGAGGGUCAAAGCGGUCCCCUCACAGCAUCAUCGUCACCCAUGUGGAGGAAGGCGGCUCUGCACACAGGGAUGGCAGGCUGAUGGCCGGCGAUGAGCUCCUCAUGAUCAACGGGCAGUCGCUGGUGGGGCUCUCCCACCAGGACGCCGUGGCCCUUCUCCGCUCGGCCGCUGGCCUGGUGCAGCUGGUGGUCUCUAGCAAGGUAUCUUCUGAAGGGGAUCUUCUGAAGUAUCCAUCUACCAGUUUGCCAGAUUUGCUUAGCACUUGCUCAGUCCAAGACUCUGUCUCUUGCACUGACAAUAAGGAAAACGAAGAGCCAGAAGAAGAUGUGAAAGGAGUGAAUGUGUCUCCUGAAAAACUGGUUGCUGUGAUGGAAACUGAGAAGUCUCAAGAUCCAGCUUGUGCAGAAGUGUCCAAAGGAAACAAUCAGAGUUCAACUCUGGCAAGUGGCAUACUGAAAUACAGAAGUCGGUCUCAAGGUGCUGGAUCCCGCUUGGAGUCUGUAGGAGAAGACGAUGAGCUGACAGUGGAAAAUGGUGAAUCGAAUUACGAAAUAGCAGUGAAAUAUUCCCGGGGUGGAAGAAAGCACUCUCUGCCCCAGCAGCUGGAGUCAGCAGGAGCCAGACAGGACUACCAUAUAGUGAAGAAAUCCACCCGUUCCUUCAGUGCUGCCCAGGUGGAAUCUCCAUGGAGACUGACCCAGCCGUCCAUCAUUUCCAACAUUGUCCUGAUGAAAGGGCAAGGCAAGGGUCUUGGAUUCAGCAUUGUGGGAGGUCAGGAUUCUGCUCGUGGACGCAUGGGGAUUUUUGUGAAGACUAUAUUCCCAAAUGGAGCAGCGGCUGCUGAUGGAAGGCUUAAAGAAGGAGAUGAAAUUCUGGAAGUUAAUGGAGAGUCUCUGCAAGGACUGACCCAUCAGGAGGCCAUCCAGAAGUUUAAGCAACUCAAGAAGGGUGUGGUGACGCUGACGGUGCGCACACGGCUGCGCAGCCCCAGCCUCACGCCCUGCGUGACCCCCACCCUGCUGAGCCGCUCCAGCUCCCCCAGCGCCAGCGGCAGCGUGCCUGUCCCUGGCCUCGAGGAGCCCGAGGGCUCCUCCUCCAGCCGCAAAGGACCUGGCCCCAAGGACAGGAUCGUCAUGGAUGUGACACUCAAUAAAGAGCCAGGGGUUGGGCUUGGCAUUGGUGCCUGUUGUCUCACGCUGGAAAACAGUUCACCUGGGAUAUACAUUCACAGCCUGGCCCCAGGAUCAGUGGCUAAAAUGGAUGGCAGAUUAAGCCGGGGUGACCAGAUUCUGGAGGCGGAUUCUGUGAGCCUGCGUCACGCAGCGUUAAGCGAAGCCUACGCAAUCCUCAGCGAGUGUGGACCAGGCCCAGUCAGCCUAAUCAUUAGUCGUCAUCCUAACCCAAAGGUUUCAGAGCAGGAGAUGGAUGAAGCAAUCGCACGUACUACUCACCGAGAGAGCAAGGACUCCAGCUCCUCUCAUGUCACAGGAGCUGUGCAAAAAAGUCCAUCUCCUAGUGUGAAGGCCAAACAAGGAGAGACCUCAUCUCCCCUCAGCUGGACUAUGAAACGCUUCUUGGAGCCAGCAAGCCGGCAGGGAUCCGUCAGCUCUGAGGCAGAGCUUUCCCAGUACUUCUCCCACGAUGGUUCAAGCCAUCUCCCCUUCUCUGAUGCUGUCCCUGCCUCAUGUGAUGAGGAGCAGCUCCGUCAGAAGAACCGGAACAGUUGGCUGGAUGAUGGCUCUCUUCUCCCUGGCAGCCUGACUGCUAGAGAUGCAGGAGUGACAAAAGCAAAUGGUUUGGCUUCUCCAGCUAGUGGGAGGUCAUCUGGCCAUCACAACAAGCACGUGGAGUCUGUCCGACCCGGCAUCCUCAGCGACAGCCCCAAAUCUGCCCGCAGCCCCUUUCACCGACAGAGGCGGGUUGUUUUCUAUGAUGGUGACGCCAGUGAUGAUGAUGAAAGUUCCCACUUGCACAGAAGCCAGAGGGCCAAGAGCCAGGAGGAUGCUGGCAUUGUCAUAACAACCUCAUCUGUAGAAAUCGAUGAUGAGAGCCAGGACAGUGAGUCAUCGAGAUACAGUGGCAUGGAGACAUCUUCCCCUGUCUUCAGCAACUCUGUGGAGUCUGCAGACAGCACACUGGAGCAAGUUGAAUCUCCUUUUUUCCCCAUCAUAGCGUUUGAUUACUCAAGCGUGCCUGAAGUUCGUCUUGGCAGCCUGAGUUUGAGGGAGCUCCGGGAAGCACAGCUUGAAUCCAAGAGAUCUCCAAAACUUGAGCACAGAGCAGUCACUAGAGUGAAAAGCAUGAUGAGCACUGAGUGUCGAAGCCUUCAGAGACACAGGACAGAGGAGCAUGGCUCUUACAACAAGCCUGUUGCCAGGAUGCUCCCUCACAGCAAGAAGUGUGAAGCACCUGAUGUGGUCGGGCAGGGCCAGGUUGAAGUCAUCACUCUGGUUCGCAAUGAGCACGAGUCAUUUGGCCUGGAUUUGGAAAUCCAAGCCAUGCCCUUAAAGGUUGUCGUCACAGGGAUGCGGCCAGGGGGACCAGCAGAAAUGGGAUCAAUGGGCAAGAUGGCUGUAGGAGAUGAGAUUACCACUAUCAACAGCAUCCCCGUCAGCAAGAUGAUGUAUGAGGAAAUCUGUUUGCUUAUGCAGUGUCUUCCCACAUCCGUAACCCUGGAGAUCCAGAAGGCAGCGUCAGUUGUCAGCAGAUUUACAAACCUCAUCCUGUCUCCAGGGGUAGACACUCAAAAUCAGGCCAAUGUCAACAGCAUCCUCACAGCAGAGGAAGAACAAAGUUCUGGGAAGCGAGAAAGAGCAGGUCUGCAGGCUGCUGUCGGCAGCUGUGCGGCGGAGAGAGCAACACUGCCGCCUGAUGCCGCGAGCAGGGACGUGCACAGAGGUGGCCCGAGGGCCAGCCGUGAGGAGGACUGCACGGCCAUGCCCGUCACUGACAUCGAUGACCUGCUCAGCCAGAUGGGUGCCCCCGAGGGCAGGGCCUCGCGCACCCCUUCGCGGGCGGAAAGUCCCCUCCGAGACGAGUACACCACCAUGUGCUGCUGUGGCACUGACGAAGGCUGCCCCGGGUCUGAGCCACGAGCACCCAAGGAGGAGCUGCUGGAAAAAACUGUGAAUUGUGGAGCUAAUGCACAAGGGGUUUUGGGGCUGUCUGUGUUGGACUCCAUUAACACAGGCAAACUUUUUACUGUGAAUAAAAACUCUUUAAAUAACUAUUCUAGGAAUUUUAGCAGUUUAAAUGAGGAUGAGUUGCCUGUAGCAAACUCUCUGGAAGGUAAGAGAAGUGACCUGUUUCCAAAGUCAAUGUAUGGGGCUGCGGAGGAUUCUCACUCGGAUACAGAGUCUGUCACAGAAGCCUUUGACAAUGCUGGUGAGGUGUUGCUUGGGCAAUGUGCUGCUGCUAAUGCCCCCGCAGGCUCUACUGUAACAGAGUCAGAUGAGGAGCAAAUUGAAAUUUGUUGCAUGAACGACGAGCUGCAGAAGCCCGCUCAGGAGCAGCAUCACACCUCUGGAACAAGCUCAUCCUCACUGUCCCUGCUGCACCCUUGCAGUGGCAAAGUUUUGCAGAAUGAGGGCUGUGCAAUGUGUGGGUCACUGGAGACAAGCAUCAACAAACUAGGUUUGGAAGAUCGUGGUGGUCCCACUCCAUGUCCUUCACAGUGUCCAAACGUGUCCUCCGUAUCCUUGUGUUCUCCUUCCUCAGUUCUCCUGCCAGAAGAAGACAUCCUAAAGAAUUCAAUCAGUAUCCCUGAAGUUUACUCUUUCUGUAACAAUGGUGCCUUACGUACAGAAGAACAGAUGGAUUUGGGGAACAGUAAUGAACAUAAGAAAUGCUGUGAAUCCAUUGAAGAGAAAGGGUCUCUGCACUGCAAAAAGACAAGCUUUUGCUCUGCUAGAAAUGUCAAUGUUUUGGAGAACAGCUUGUUUGAGAAAGAAGGAUGUCAUGAUGAACAGAGAUCCAAAUCUGAAAGUGAAAUGGCAGUUGAUGACUGUAAUCAUGCUGUUGAUUAUUGCUCGGUGAAGAAAGAAACCAACAGUUUGUCCACCUUGUCUAAAACAGACAGCAAUCAUGUGAAUGCAUCAUCAACAAGAGGAAUAUCACUCAGGUCACCCUUUCCCACUAGAUCUAAAGAUCCAAAGGCUAAUGCAACUCAUGAAUUGCCAGGAAAAAAUGAGAAAAUUAACUCUGUGACUUCAGGAAGGUCUUCAAAUGGAAAAGUCCAAAGCUCAGGCACAAAUCACUGCAAAGGAGCUGCAGUACCGCACAGCCCAUCCUCACAGAAAAAAUCCUGUCAGGAGACUAAGGCAAUGGCACAAAAAAGUAUAAUGGACACCCUUUUAAAUAAUCAGAAAUCUAAAGCAGGACCAAAGCUAAAAGGUUUCACCAUCAAAAGCAAAGCAAAGACAAAUUCAGAUUCUUCUGGCGUUACUCCUACCAAAGUCAAUGGGGUUGAUCAGAAAAGGGCUUCUGUUUCUCCACAACUAUCCCCCAAACUCCUGGGAAAGAAAACACCAUUGUCCCGUAACUCACCUACAAACUCAGAUCCUGGAAAGAGCAUUUCAGCAGCCUCAAAGACUCUGAAAUCAGAGCUAGAAAAUAAAUCAUCUCUGGUAAUUUCUGAAGAUUCACUUCUGCCUCUCCUGAAUGGCAGCAUUAGUCCAACCACGAGUGUUGAAAUGAAAUGUGGCUGUGGGGAGCUAUCAUGGGGAAAGCCAAAAGAGAAGCAAGUUUCCAUGCAGGCUGUGGUGUGUCAGGGUAAGGAUGCUAAGGUGGAUGAUUUCAGAGCCAGAGACAGUCAGUCCAUAGUCACUUCACCUCCUCAGGGGAUACCAAAAGCUGACUAUGUGAAAGGGAGGACUGAUAACCCUGGAGGAGACCUGAACACAAUCAAAAGCAUCCGUAGUGCAGAUGACCUUAGGCAAUUAGAUCUGCAAAAGGUAGGAACAACUGCUGGAGCCUGCUCUUCUUCAUUGGGGUCCCCCUCAGUUCAGCAGGAGCACCUGGAAGGGCAGGAGAUCCAACGCACCUUCAUUGAGGUGAAACUUUCUUCCUCAUCAUCCCCUUCCUCCUCCUCCUCCGCCUCGUCCUCACCAGCAUCAUUUUUGCGGCUGCCAUUGCCGGAGAAAGCAGAAGAGGUGAAUGCACAAGUGCCUCGGCUGACUGAGGAGAUGGGGACCAUGCAGUAUUUCUCAAGAGGAGAUACUGCUGGAGACAGACGUCUCUGUGGCUUGUCAAAACCUGUGACAAGGACCUACUCGAUGCCAUCCCAGCUAUCGGGUCACUUGAGGGAGGACUGCCAUGUUGCAGAGGUUCACCCUGUGCAAGGUCCCCAGGGCCAAACUGCAGAGGAGAAAUACCCACAGGCAGCAACGGGGAUGUUAAAGAUGGUUCACCUGAAUCUGCCUAACAGCCAGAGUGGAAAGGAGCAGGCUUACAUCUCCAAAAGUGCCCAGAAGGUCCAUGGCACGUCCCCCUCAGCCAGUGACGUUAGCUACCCCACUGCUGAUAAACUGAGAAGCUUCAGGCGGAAUUACUAUUACUAUGAGCUGAACUGGCCACAUGAGCCGAUUUCAUCCUUCUCUGUCAAACAGAGGAUCAAAUCCUUUGAAAACCUGGCAAAUUUUGACCGGCCCUUUGUGAAGGCCAUUGAUAUAUGCUCGGCUGCAAGGUUGCCCCUUGCCAGGAGGUCAUGUGGUGGGUUGGCCACCUCAUCCAGCUCCACUGAGUCACCGUGGGCACUGCGGCGCAGCUUGAGCUCCUACGGUGGCAGUCCCAGCCCAGCCAGCAUCGUGGCCAAGUCUCCCCUUGGCACAGAGCCUGUGUGUGUGACCAAGGCUAGCAAAGGGGAUGAAAAGCCUCAGAGGAGCGAGGAGGAUGGCACUGGGGCAGACAUGGCUGCCUUCCCCACCUCGGCCUCCCAGGUGCGCCGCAGCCGGGGCCUGGGGCGGCCGCCACUGUCCCGCUCCAGGCUGCGGGAGCUGAGAGCCCUCAGCAUGCCAGACCUGGAUAAGCUGUGUGGAGAGGGCUUCUCAGAGCCCCCGCAGGCCACCUGCUUCAAGACAGAGCUGGAAAUCACGCCCCGCAGAGUCCUUGGCACACCUGCCCAGAGUGGGGCAGCUCCAGCAGCCCGCUGCAGCCCAGCGGAACUGGCUGGGAUGGGAAUGAGAGCCUGCAGCCCCCGGGACAGCGGCUCAGGGACGCCAGGCUCUGCCUCGGAUGAUGACAUGCCCCAUGGUAGCUCUCUGGAUGGGGGAAACAGCUGGUCUAUCAGCUUGGAUCAGCUGCUCAUCUCAAGCCUGGACCAGCAAAAACUGCAAUCUGUUUUGUCAGUGGUAGUACCAAAAUGUGAUGUUGCUGCUGUGCUCCAAGAAGUCAAAGCACAAGUAAAGAGCAAAGAGGACACAUACUUUGUAGUCUUGCACAAAGAAGAAGGAGCUGGCCUGGGAUUUAGUGUUGCUGGAGGAAUAGACUUGGAACAGAAAUCAGUCACAGUCCACAGAGUGUUUUCAAAGGGAGUGGCAUCUCAAGAAGGGACUAUCCAUCGAGGAGAUCUUGUUCUGUCAGUCAAUGGCAAAUCUCUGGCAAACUCUGUCCAUGGGGAUGUCCUGAAUACUCUUCAUCAGGCAAGGCUGUACAAAUAUGCAGUCAUUGUCAUCCAGAAGGAAAAAGACAAAACAAACAAUUCCUCCAGACUUGAGAUAUCAGCUACUGGCAGAAAAUGUGUGGGGUCUGGAAAGGAUGUUUCCAUGGAAAUAGGAACAGAUCCAAACCUGGACAUGAAUGAUGUCAUCUGCGUUGAAUUAUUGAAAACCUCUGCUGGUUUGGGAUUCAGUCUCGAUGGUGGAAAAGCUUCCAUUGCUGGAGAUAAGCCCUUGCUUGUAAAAAGGAUAUUUAAAGGUGGUGCUGCGGAGCAAUCUGGAAACAUAGAAACUGGAGAUGAAAUUCUUGCUGUUAGUGGGAAGUCGUUAAUUGGGCUCAUGCAUUACGAUGCCUGGAACAUCAUUAAAUCUGUGCCAGAGGGGCCUGUUCAAUUGCUAAUCAGAAAACACAGAACUGCAGUAUGAUGGAAACACUACGUCUAAUCACACUUGCUAAGACAAACCAUUUAUAACUGUCUAAAAGCUGUCUUUGCUUAUAAAGCCACACAGAAGUGUCUUAAUGCUUUACAGAGAGGUGCUAAGAGCCUUGGAGAACCACUGAGCAAGCGUGUGAUGAGCUUCAAAGAUCUCACCUAAUGAUUGGGGAUGAAGGAAGCCAAAAGUUAGAGACAAUUUUGUAUUAUGGGGCAGUUUUAUUGGAACUUCAAGACCUCUCCUGGGUUUGAUUUAAAGUAUUUUGACUGAGAUAAAUAACACUGUGCCUGUCCCUGAUAUUUUUAGUAUCUUGCAGAGUGUUGGUAGUAGAACUUGUUGGUUGCCAUCCUGUUGACAAGGGUGGGUUUUAGACUGUACUAUAUCACUUAGCUGUAAUAAGACUUAAGGACACUUCCUUGGGGUCUGGUCCUUUUUUUUGUUGUAAUAAGAGAAUGUCUGGAACAAUCUCACUUUAUUCUUCUAAGUGCAGUUUUGCUAAAAGUGCAUGACAAAAAGAGUAUAAUUUUGCACAACUUGUAUGCCUAAAAUACAAGCAUUUUAUUGCAAAGCUGAAAAAUCCUCCUUAAAUUAAUGAACUAACUCAGCAUCCACCACAACUGAAUCUACUUCUAGGUGCAACUUGUAUCUGAAAGCACUUGGUGUUAAUGCAGUGGAAAUCUGUAAGAAAAUCAUGUCCAUAUAAUAGGUGAUUGUCCACCAAGAUGUAUACUGAGUUGUUAGUUAUGAUUAAAAUGGGGGCGAUAAAAAGCUGGGGUCUGAAUUUUCAAAUUUAGGCUUCUAAUGUUAGGCACCUUUAAAAUAUAUAUAUUUUUAAAAGGGGGAUAAUUUAAGGUGCUGAGCACUUACAGAUCCCACAGACUUCAGUGACUGCUAAGAACGUCUGCAAGUUGGGCUGCUUUUAUUUAUCUUCAAGAGGUUUAAAGCUGCCCAGCUUGAAAGACUCAAGCUGAAAAGUGGUGAUCUGAAAAUGGGGAUUAUAACAGAUUAAAUCUGAGCUGGCCAUA